AUGGAGGAGCAGACACAGACUCUGAUGAUCCCCAGAGUGAAGUUGGGAUCCCAGGGAUUAGAGGUAUCCAAGCUGGGAUUGGGGUGCUACACCCUCACCGGAGCAUACAAUGCUUCACUCAGCGACGAAGAUGGUAUGGCCGUCAUCAAGCAUGCCUUCAGCAAGGGAAUCACCUUUUUCGACACCUUUUUGGAUACUAUGGGGGAGCUGAAGAAGUUGGUGGAAGAGGGCAAAGUGAAGUACAUCGGACUAUCAGAACCCAGCCCCGGCAUGAUCCGGCGCGCCCAUGCCGUGCAUCCCAUCACUGCACUCCAGAUGGAGUGGUCUCUGUGGACUCGUGAUAUAGAAGGAGAAAUGGUCCCACUCUGCAGAGAACUUGGCAUCGGAAUAGUUGCAUACUGUCCUCUCGGUCGUGGUUUCUUUGGAGGAAAAGGAGUUGGAGAAAGUAUUUCUGCCGGCAGUAUUUUGGCUUCACAUCCGAGGUUUAUUGGAGAAAACUUGGAAAAGAACAAGAUUCUGUACUUGCGAAUAGAGAAACUAGCUGCAAAGUAUCGGUGCACCCCUGCUCAGCUAGCUCUUGCUUGGGUUCUUCAUCAAGGGAAUGAUGUGGUUCCUAUCCCAGGAACGACCAAGAUCAAAAACCUAGAUGCCAAUAUAGGUUCUUUGAAGCUGAAGCUCACAAAAGAGGAGUUGAAGGAAAUAUCAAAUGCAGUGAAUGAAGAAGAGGUGGCGGGAUCUAAUGCCUUUGUCCAUUCAGAACAUUACAAGUGGAAAUAUGCAAAUACACCUGCUAAAAAUUACAAUGCUGCAGCUUAAGA
Molecule: messenger RNA, 818 nt
Organism: Elaeis guineensis (African oil palm)
Lineage: Eukaryota; Viridiplantae; Streptophyta; Magnoliopsida; Arecales; Arecaceae
Source: RefSeq, a predicted model, not a curated record